Brachypodium distachyon (stiff brome) is the source of this 4440-nucleotide messenger RNA. RefSeq lists its product as uncharacterized. Lineage: Eukaryota; Viridiplantae; Streptophyta; Magnoliopsida; Poales; Poaceae. The transcript is spliced from 21 exons. The record is from RefSeq and is a predicted model, not a curated record. Bases 230 to 4207 code for a protein of 1325 amino acids. Gene Ontology annotation, biological process: regulation of DNA-templated transcription. Gene Ontology annotation, cellular component: nucleus. Gene Ontology annotation, molecular function: calcium ion binding.
CUUUUUCUUUUCUACUCACCCCCUAACCCUAAAACCCUAUUUAUUUUCUCGCCGCGGAGCGCCCCACCCUUCGUCGUCUUCCUCCUCGCGCACGACUGGAUUGUGGAUUCCAUUAGCGCAAGCGCCGCCGCCGCAGCUGUUUUGCUGGUGCCGUGUGCCCUUGCUUGCUUCUGGGAGGUAUUUCACUCGGGUCCUGUGAUCCACAGGACCGUAGGCGGUCGCAUCCGCAAUGUUUCCGAAGAAAGGGCCCAAUCCCUACGGCCAGCCUCCACAGUACGGAGCGCAGCAAGCGUACGGCAAAAUCCUUGGCAGCGGUGGAUAUGUAACCUCUACGGCAGCGUCUGUCGGCACUGAUGGUGCUCGGUUUGGCGGUAACACUGCACCGGGAACUGUGGGGCAAUACGGAGGAGCCUACGCUGCGGUUUAUGGCGCGCAGAAGGUUGGUGGACUUGCUGGCAAUGGUCCUGGUUCUUCUGGUCUUCCCAGCCUGCAAGCUCAUCAAACGGCGCUUUCCGAGCCGUCAAAAUUCUCAUCUGCAGCUGUUGGGUCCAGCCUGGGAAGACCAAAUGAUGACUAUCUAGCUUCAUGUGGAUAUGCACCAAAGCUAGGCCAGUACAAUGCUGAUUAUGAAUUGGAGAGAAGGAUAUACGGUGAACAGUCAACUAAUAUCGGCAGGCGAGAGGGCCUCGUUGAUUUGGAUAGAAAAUAUCCUGAUCAUAUUCCUGGAAGCCAUCAGGUUUCAUCAGCACGCCAUCAGCAGCCUAUAAACACCCAACUGCAGCCUGGUUCUGAUAUACGACAAGCCGAUUACUUUGCAGGAAGGACCGGUCCAAUCCAUCAUGGAUCCCUGGAAGUUGGUGCAUAUGGAAGAGUUGAAGCCGAUCAUCACAGCUUGUCUAUUCCUGGAUCUGUCCCAUAUGGUGUCCAACAGCCAGCUUCAGUGUUGGGGGGAACUCAUAGGACAAACAUGGACAGCCUUGUCUACGGCCAAGGAUCAUCGAGCAGUGGAUAUGGGGUGGGUCUGCCCCCUGGCCAUGACUAUGCUUCAGGGAAGAGCUUGCUGCAUGCAUCUUCAGAGUCUGAUUACCGAGAUAGCAUCUUACCACAUGUACAUCCAGGCAUCUCCAUGGUUGAUGAGCGAGCAGGGGAUCGGGUUGGUUAUCGCCGUGAACUGGAUAUAAGGGACGAUGAGCGUCGAAGGGACUUUUUGUGGGAAAGGGAAAAGGAAAGGGAGUGGGAACGGGAACAAGAGCUACGAGACCGUGAAAUGGAUUUGGAAAGAGAGCGAGACAGGGAACGGGAGCGUGAAAGACAAAGGGAGCGUGAAAGGGAACGUGAACGAGAAAGAGAACGUCUCCGUGAGCGUCGGGAGAAGGUGCGGGACAGGAAGCAUGUGCUUGUUCCAAGGCGGGAGCGCACUCCACCAAGGACACUUGGUGAACGGCGAUGUUCUUCUUCUGUUAAAUCUGAGAAGCCUUUGCGACAACUUUCACCUCGACGCGAUGCUGUGCAUAGGCAUCGUUCACCUGUUAAACAAAUAAAGAGAGAAUAUAUUUGCAAGAUCCUUCCAUUUCGCCUGGUGGAUGCUGAGAGGGACUAUUUAUCUUUGGCAAAGCGAUAUCCUAGACUAACGAUUUCUCCAGAUGUUUCUAAGGUUGUUUUCAACUGGCCCAGAGAAAAUCUUAAUCUUUCCAUGCGUACACCAGUCAGUUUGGAGCAUGACAUUCAUGAAGUGGAUGGUAAGUUUGAUGAAAGAACGGUUUUGUCUUCAGAGAAAUCAUAUAGCGCCAACUCCUCAGACACCAUUUGGAAUGCAAAGGUUCUCUUGAUGAGUGGCAUGAGCAAUGGUGCUUUUGCUGAUAUAUGUUCUUUGAGGAGUGCUGAGGAACGGAUUGCGCACUGGAAUAAUGUCUUAAAAUUUGCUGUCCUUAAGAAGGAUCGUGCACUUAUUGCAAUCGGAGGUCCUUGGAAUGCCACAAUAGAUGGUGGAGAUCCAUUAGUUGACUGCUCUUGCUUGAUUCGAACCGCAAUCAGAUUUGUUAAAGAACUGGUUCAGGUUGAUCUAUCUAAAUGCACACACUGGAAUCAUUUCCUUGAGGUUCAUUACAACAGAAUUGGCAAAGAUGGACUCUUUAGUCAUAAAGAGAUCACUGUACUGUUUGUACCAAAUCUUUCAGAGUGUGUACCUUCAGUAGAUUUAUGGAAAUGCACUUGGAUUGGAUACAUAAAAUCAAAAGCAGACAGGGAAAAACUUGCUAUAAAAAAUGAAAAGGUGCCUUGUGAUGCAAAGGAACAAAAGAAAGGAACAGAUGAUGGUCAUUUAAAGGAGGGCAAGGAGCAAAAGAAAGGAACAGAUGAUGGUCAUUUAAUGGAGGGCACGGAGCAAAAGAAAGGAACAGACGAAGGUCAUUUAAAGGAGGGUGAUAUUGCCAAGGAUGCUACCAAAAUCGAGAAAGUUGAUACUAAAAUGGAUGAACAGGGCAAAAAUGGAGAGACAAAGCUUGCUGAGAAUGAUGGGAAAGAGCUUGCUAAAGUUGAGGAACCUAAUAAGGGGGAGGAUUUUCAAGGAAAUAUGUCUGGUGAUGCCUCUGUUGAUCGUGCUGGCGAGGAUAAAAAGCCUAUACGAAGGAAAGUAAUAAAGAAGGUUCUCAGAAAAGUGGUUCGUGGAAAGCAAGCUGCUGAAGCUGUGAACCAAACUGUGGAAGAGUCGAUUAAGCAGACAACUGAGGAUGUUAGUAAAGAAAAGGUUGGAGCCAGCAUUAGUCAGCAGCCUGACACCAAGAAAUCUGGGAAGAAGAAAGUUAUUCGAAGGAUUGUUAAGAGGAAAAUUCCUGCUUCAGGAUCCAAUUUGAGCACACCUCCUGUACCUGCUGAAAUAACUCAAGGAGCGGAGCUUCAACAAGAAAAGAAUGAAAGCUUAACUGAUGCUGGAAAUUCACAAAUUAAGCUGGCAGAAGUGUCGAAAAUUGCCCCCAGAGAGAUUUCAGAUCAGAAAAAAGAAGAAAAGCCUGAUACUGAGAAUCAAAAAUUAAAUGGAGAUAAGGUUACUGGACAUGAGUUAUUGAAAGGGAAAGAUAUAAAUAAGGAUGGGGGAGAUGAAACAAAAGAUAACACAAAGGAUGAUAAGGAGAAAAGGAGUAAAGACCUGAAGAAGGAUCCAAAACAAAAGUCGCUUAAAGAUGUCAGAGAAAAGAAGAAAUCUGAUGAACCUCCUAAGCAUCCGGGACUCAUUUUGCAGACUAAAAAGAGUAAAGAGUCCAAACUCCGUUCAAUAUCCCUUUCAUUGGAUGGUCUACUAGACUACACAACCAAUGACACAGAGGACUCUGUAUUUGAGCUUUCUUUGUUUGCUGAGUCGUUCAGUGAAAUGCUUCAAUUUAGAAUGGGCUGCAUUAUCCUGUCUUUUCUUGAGAAACUACACAAGCAUUAUGUUACAAAGAAGAAUCAACUCAAGCGCCCAAGAGAGGAAGAUCUACAGAAGGAAGACGAUAAAUCAUCAGAAAAGCGAUCGAAAACAACCAUUGACACUCAAACAGAAAGUACCCCUAAUAAUAACAGUGCAGUUAAAAUUGAUGAGAUAAUUGAAGAUGCUGAGAAAAAGAUGAGCACUGAUCAGAUACCCAUCGCUCGUGAUGAACCUGAGGCAGAAGAGAAAAUGAUGGAUGACGAUUCUGAAUAUGAAGAAGAUCCUGAGGAAGUAGAAAUGUGUGAAGAAGACGAUGAGGACAUGGAUGCUGCUGCUGAGCAAGAGGGUGAGGGUAAUUUGAACAGUACAGAGGUCAAACCAGAAGAGGUAACAGAAGAAGAUAAAGGAAACAAGAAAGUGGGGAACGAGAUAGAAUUAGAUUGCGUCCAUGGAAAGUCAGUUUCAGGGGAGGGCAAAUUUGCUACGGCAGACAAAGGAGAUUUGGUAAAAGUUGGGGAAAAUGUAGUGAGUAAGGAGGGGAAGGCAGCUUUAUCGCAGAAAGGAGAUUCACCAAGAAAUGAGGUGGUCGAUAAGGACCUGCUGCAGGCUUUUCGGUACUUCGAUCGAAGCAGAGUAGGUUAUAUCAAGGCGGAAGAUCUGAAGUGCAUUGUUCACAACUUGGGAAAGUUUUUGUCUAAUAAGGACGUGAAGGAAUUGGUACAGACUGCUGUUGCUGAGAGCAAUUCCGCAAGGGAUAAUCGUGUUAUGUACACAAAGCUUGUGAAGAUGGUUGAUCUCUAAUGUUGUUCCAGUUUUUAGUUGCUAGGAUCUGCUUGGCCGUAGCAAUUUAUUCUUCUGAAAUUCUCCUGGAAGCCUCGAAGACGAUGCAUGAAAUGUGUAAUUAUAUGUUUUAUGCGAUGGUUGAACAUUGGUUUGGAGGUUGAAAGUAACUGAGCCGUACAUGUUUGUACCGAGAAAAUUCUCAAUUGAUAUAUUUUCCUCCCGGGAAGUAAAUUUCUGCACAUUUGGUUAAA